This is a messenger RNA of Pyrgilauda ruficollis (rufous-necked snowfinch), 6245 nucleotides long. It is a transcript of the gene RFX5, whose product is annotated as regulatory factor X5. The transcript is spliced from 8 exons. Gene Ontology annotation, biological process: regulation of transcription by RNA polymerase II. NCBI's taxonomy places the organism in Eukaryota, Metazoa, Chordata, Aves, Passeriformes, Passeridae. Gene Ontology annotation, molecular function: RNA polymerase II cis-regulatory region sequence-specific DNA binding; DNA-binding transcription factor activity, RNA polymerase II-specific. The record is from RefSeq and is a predicted model, not a curated record. Bases 139 to 6234 code for a protein of 2031 amino acids.
AAGGGGCCGCGCGCGGCGAGCGAGGGGCGCGUCUACUUUCGGUUCGCGCGGGGGGCGCGGGGCACGUGGCGGGACCCCUCCCCUCCCCCCCCUCCCGGGGCCCCCCGAGCGGGACGGGACCAGCGGGACGCGGCUGCCAUGGCUGAGGAGGAGCUGGGGAGCAGAGCUGCCAGGAAGGGCACGCUGUCCCCUGGCAGUGCCCAGGGCGGUGCCAGCGAGUCCAGCACGCUGCUGCAGGAGCUCCGGGGCAGCAUCUCCAGCAGCUCCUCGCUGGAGCUGAGCGCGCUGGGCACGGCCGAGCACAUGCACGCCUGCAGCUGGAUCCGCAACCACCUGGAGGAGCACACGGACACCUGCCUGCCCAAGCAGGACGUCUACGACGCCUACAAGCGCUACUGUGACAACCUGGGCUGCCGCCCGCUGAGCACGGCCAACUUUGGCAAGAUCAUCCGCGAGAUCUUCCCCAACAUCAAAGCCCGGCGCCUGGGGGGCCGUGGCCAAUCCAAGUACUGCUACGGCGGGAUCAGGAGGAAGACCGUGGUCAGCCUUCCUCCCCUGCCCAGCCUGGAUCUCAAAGUGACCGAGACCCAGGCGGAGCUGGCCGAGCUGGCGCAGUCCUACAGCAGCGAGGUGACCGAGGCCGCGUGUGCCCUGACGUGCGACUGGGCCGAGAAGAUCCUGCGCCGCUCCUUCAACAACAUCGUGGAGGUGGCGCAGUUCCUGCUGCAGCAGCACAUCAUCAGCCCCCGCUCCGCCCACGCCGACCUGCUCAUGGCCAUGGUGCUCUCAGAAAACACGGACAAGCCCCCCCAGGACCCUCGUCCCCCCGCCGCCCCCAAAAAGAACGUCGCGGACCCCUCGGAGGGCAGCCAGGAGCAGGUGAGACCCCCCGGCCCCUGUCCCGAGCCCGGCGGGCGCCCAGCGGCGACCCCGGCCCGGUGCCACCUCCCCGCCUCGCCGCAGGCCAAGAAGGACGCCGUGGCCCGGGUCCCCGCGCCGCCGCGGCCGGACAAGAAGAAGCCCCCGGAGGCGGCUCGGGCGGGCCCCAGCCCGCAGGUGAACGCGCUGGUGGCGCGGCUGCCGCCGCUGCUGNNGCCGCGCCUCGGCGGCACCGUCAAGGUGGCGCUGCCGCUGCCCGUGGGCGCCGCGCUGGCCCCGGGCGGCGCCGCCAUCCCCGUGCUCAACGUGCUGCUGCCCGGCCUGGGGGUCCCCGCGGCAGAGACCCCCGGCGGCGGCGCCCGCGCGGGAGGGGAGGGCGAGGGACAGCGCGGCAAGGGCACCAAGCGUGCCCUGGAGGGAGGAGGGGACGGCGCCGCGCACAAGAGGAGGCGCGGGAGGCCCCGCAAGAGGCCGGGGGACGCCGCGGGGUCGGUCGAGGACGGGGAGGUCCCCAAGGGGGAUGAGGGCGGGGAUUCGCCCCCAGGGGCGUCACCCGGGGGUGGCAGUGCCACCGUGCCCGCGGGGGACAGGGGCGUCGAUGCUGCUGAGGGUGGUGGGGACAGCAUGGAGGUGGACAGUGACACGGUGGCUGGGGGGGACAGCCCGGUCAGUGGCAGUGCCACCACCCCCCUUGGGGACAGCUCAGUCAAUGACAGCGUCCCUGGUGGUGGCUCUGCUGGCAGUGCCACUGUCCCCAUUAGUGACAGCUCAGUCAAUGGCAGUGCCACCACCCUCCUUGGGGACAGCUCAGCUGGGGGCAGUGCCACUGUUCCCCUUGGGGACAGCCCAGUCAGUGUCAGUGCCACUACCCCCCUUGGGGACAGCCCAGUCAAUGGCAGUGCCACCACCCCCCUUGGGGACAGCCCGGCUGGGGGCAGUGCCACUGUCCCCCCUAGGGACAGCUCAGUCGGUGGCAGUGCCAGUUUCCCCAGUGGUGGCUCUCCUGGUGGUGGCAGUGACAUUGUCCCUGUCAGGGACAGCCCAGCCAGGGUCAGUGACACUGGGGACAGCCCAGCCAGGGACAGUGACACUGGGGACAGGCCAGUCGCUGGCAGUGCCACUGUCACUGUCAGGGACAGCCCAGCCAGGGUCAGUGACACUGGGGACAGCCCAGCCAGGGACAGUGACACUGGGGACAGGCCAGUCGCUGGCAGUGCCACCAUCCCUGUCAGGGACAGCCCCUCCAGGGUCAGUGACACUGGGGACAGCCCAGCCAGGGACAGUGACACUGGGGACAGGCCAGUCGCUGGAAGUGCCACUGUCCCUGUCAGGGACAGCCCAGCUGGUGGCAGUGCCACUGCAGCAGUCAAGGACAGUCUGGCCAGGGGCAGUGCCACCACUGGGGACAGCCCAUGCCGGGGUAGUGUCAACAUCCCUGUCAGGGACAGCUCACCCAUGGCCAGUGACACUGGGGACAGGCCGGUCACUGGCACUGCCACCACUGGGGACAGGCGGGUCGCUGGCAGUGCCACCAUCCCUGUCAGGGACAGCCCCUCCAGGGUCAGUGACACUGUGUGGGACAGGCCAGUCACCAGGAGUGCCACCAUUCCCAGCAGGGACAGCCCAGCUGGUGGCAGUGGCACUGUCCCUGUCAAGGCCAGUCCAUCCAGGGGCAGUGCCACCACUGGGGACAGGCCAGUCAGUGGCAGUGCCACCAUCCCUAUGAGGGACAAGCCAGUCUCUAGCAGUGGCACUGUCCCUAGGAGGGACAGCUCUCCCAGGGGUAGUGGCCCUGGGGACAAACAGGUGACUGGCAGUGCCACCAUCCCUGUCAGGGACAGCUCAUCCCGGGGCAGUGGCAGUGUCCCCAGGAAGGACAGCCCCUCCAGGUCCAGUGGCACUGGGGACAGGCCAGUUACUAGGAGUGCCACUGUCCCUGUCAAGGACAGGCCAGUCAGGGGCAGUGCCACCAGUGGGGACAGCCUGGCUGGUGGCAGUGCCACUGUCCCUGUCAAGGAUGGUACAUGCCAGGCCAGUGGCACUGUUGGGGACAAGCCGGUCACCAGGAGUGCCACCAUUCCCAUCAGGGACAGCCCAGCUGGUGGCAGUGGCACUGUCCCUGUCCCUGUCAAGGCCAGCUCAUCAAGGGCCAGUGCCACCAUCCCUGUCAAGGACAAGCCUGUCACUGGCAGUGCCACCAUCCCUGUCAGGGACAGCUCAUCCUGGGGCAGUGCCACUGUCCCCGGGCAGGACAGCUCGCACAGGGCCAGUGGCACUGGGGACAGGCCGGUCACCAGGAGUGCCACUGUCCCUGCCAGGGACCGCCCAGCUGGUGGCAGUGGCACUGUCCCUGUCAAGGCCAGUCCAUCCAGGGGCAGUGCCACCACUGGGGACAGGCCAGUCAGUGGCAGUGCCACUGUCCCUGUCAGGGACAGCUCAUCCCAGGGCAGUGGCACUGUUGGGGACAAGCCGGUCACCAGGAGUGCCACUGUUACCAGCAGGGACAGCCCAGCUGGUGGCAGUGGCACUGUCCCUGUCAAGGACAGCUCACCCAGAGCCAGUGCCACUGGGGACAAGCCUGUCACUGGCAGUGCCACCAUCCCUGUCAGGGACAGCUCAUCCCGGGGCAGUGCCACUGUCUCCAGGCAGGACAGCUCGCCCAGGGUCAGUGGCACUGGGGACAGGCCGGUCACCAGGAGUGCCACUGUCCCUGCCAGGGACCGCCCAGCUGGUGGCAGUGGCACUGUCCCUGUCAAGGACAGCUCACCCAGAGCCAGUGCCACUGGGGACAAGCCUGUCACUGGCAGUGCCACCAUCCCUAUGAGGGACAAGCCAGUCUCUAGCAGUGCCACUGUCCCUAGGAGGGACAGCUCUCCCAGGGGCAGUGGCCCUGGGGACAGACAGGUGACUGGCAGUGCCACCAUCCCUGUCAGGGACAGCUCCUCCAGGGGCAGUGGCAGUGUCCCCAUCAGGGACAGGUCACCCAGGUCCAGUGGCAGUGGGGACAGGCUGGGCAGGGGCAGUGCCACCACUGGGGACAGGCCAGGCAGGAGCAAUGCCACCGUCCCUGUCAGGGACAGGUCACCCAGAGACAGUGGCACUGGGGAGAGGCCAGGCAGGGGCAGUGCCACUGUCCCCAUCAGGGACAGCUCCAACAGUGGCAGUGCCACUGUCCCUGUUAAGGACAGGUCAGCUAGAGCCAGUGCCACCACGGGGGACAGGUCAACCUCUGGCAGUGCCACAACGGGGGACAGGUCAGUCUCUGGCAGUGCCACCAUCCCUGUUAAGGACAGCUCAUCCAGGGCCAGUGACAUUAGGGACAGGCCAGUCAGUGGCAAUGCCAUCAUCCUUGGCAGGGACAGCGCAGCCAGGGGCAGUGCCACCCCUGGGGACAGGCUGGGCAGGAACAGUACAACCCCUGGGGACAGGCCGGGCAGGAGCAGUGCCACCGUCUCUGCCAGGGACAAGCCGGUGCCUGGCAGUGCCACCAUCGCUGUCAGGGACAGCUCACCCAGGGCCACUGCUGGGGACAGGGCAGUGAGGAGCAGUGCCACCCCUGGGGACAGGCUGGGCAGGAGCAGUGCCACUGCUGGGGACAGACUAAGCAGGGGCAGUGGCAGUGUCCCCAUCAGGGACGGUGUCCCCAUCAGUGUCCCCAUCAGGGACAGGUCACCCAGAGCCAGUGGCAGCGGGGACAGGCUGGGCAAGGGCAGUGCCACCGUUCCCAUCAGGGACAGGUCACUCAGAGACAGUGGCAGUGGGGACAGGCCGGGCAGGGGCAGUGCCACCACUGGGGACAGGCUGGUCACUGGCAGUGGCACUGUCCCCAUCAGGGACAGGUCACCCAGGGCCAGUGGCACUGGGGACAGGCCGGGCAGGAGCAGUGCCACUGUCCCUGCCAGACACAGCCCAGCUGGCAGCAGUGGCACGGUCAGGGACGUGCCAGUCUCUGGCACUGCCACUGUCCCCAUCAGGGACAGCUCAUCCAGGGGCACUGCCACUGUCCCCAUUGAGGACAGCCUGGCCACUGGCACUGCCACUGUCCCUGUUGGGGACAGGCUGGUCACUGACAGUGGCACUGUUGGGGACAGGCUGGUCAGUGGCAGUGGCACCGUUGGGGACAGGCUGGUCACUGACAGUGGCACCAUCAGGGACAGGCUGGUCAGUGGUAGUGGCAUCGUUGGGGACAGGCUGGUCAGUGGCAGUGGCAUCGUUGGGGACACGCUGGUCACUGACAGUGGCACCAUCAGGGACAGGCUGGUCAGUGGCAGUGGCACCGUUGGGGACAGGCUGGUCACUGACAGUGGCACCCUUCCUGGCAGGGACUGUCCCUCCAGGGACAGUGGCACUCCUGGGGACAGGCCAGUCUCCGGCAGUGCCACUGUCCCGGUCAGGGACAGCCUAUCCAGGAGCACUGCCACCAUCGUGGACACGCCUGUCACCGGCAGUGCCACCCUCCCUGUCAGUGACAGCCCAUUCUGGGCCAGGGGCGCUGCUGGGGACAGCACUGCCACCGUCCCCAGCAGGGACUGCCCGUCCAGGGGCACUGCCACCAUCGUGGACGCGCUGGUCACUCUCAGUGGCACUGUGAUGGACAGGAGGAUCCUGGGCAGUGUCACCGUGCCCGUCAGGGCCAGCCUGUCCAGGGGCACGGCCACCAUCGUGGACACGCCCGUCUUCGUCAGUGCCACCGUCCUCGUGGGGGACUCCAUCCCCAGGGUCACUGCCACCAUCGUGGAGUCCAGGGUGCCCGGCCCUGCCACCCUCCCCCCUGGGGACACGCUGGCCUAUGGCAGUGCCACCGUCCCUGUCAGGGAGUGCCCGACUGGGGACAGUGCCACUGUUCCUGACGGGGACUGGCCAGGCAGGGACGGUGCCACCGUCCCCAUCAGAGAGGGCCCAUCCAGGGACAGUGCCACCAUCCCUGCUGGGGACAGCCCAGCUGGUGGCAGUGCCACCAUCCCUGUCAGGGAGUGCCCGUCCAGGGACAGUGCCACCCCUGGGGACAGGCACGUCACUGGCAGUCCCCCCAUCAUGGACACACCAGUCAGUGGCAGUGCCACCAUCCCUGUCAGGGACUGCCCGUCCAGGGGCAGUGGUGGCACCCUCGGGGACAGGCCUGGCAGUGGCAGUGGCAGUGGCGCCCUCGGGGACAGGCCCGUCACUCCCGUCCGCGUCAGCGUCAUCAGGGAUGGCAGGACGGGCACCAGGGUGGCACCGGAGGCCGUGGCACAGCGGGGACACAGCCGGGCCGGGUCCCCCCUGGGGGACACGCGGGGACAGUCCUGCUCCGGACACCGCGAGGGACACACGAGGGCGGGCACAGGGAGGGGGUCCCCUGCGUCACACCAGUAAAAACCAGUAAA